This is a messenger RNA of Liolophura sinensis, 3422 nucleotides long. RefSeq names its product gelsolin-like protein 2. NCBI's taxonomy places the organism in Eukaryota, Metazoa, Mollusca, Polyplacophora, Chitonida, Chitonidae. Bases 218 to 1336 code for a protein of 372 amino acids. The record is from RefSeq and is a predicted model, not a curated record. Gene Ontology annotation, molecular function: actin filament binding. Gene Ontology annotation, biological process: actin polymerization or depolymerization. The transcript has 14 exons. Gene Ontology annotation, cellular component: cytoplasm; actin cytoskeleton.
CUUGCUUUAACGCUCACGACCAGACUCGUAUCUGCCCAGCUCCAGACCUUGACGCGAUAUCCAAACUAUUCUUGGCCGCGUCCACACACACCGCUAGGAGGACAUUCUUAGCACCCCAGUUAUCGGAAGGAAAGGAACGUUAGCAGGAAGGUUAACACACCUUAUCCCCAGAUCUCAAAAGACAUAUUGCGCAAACGUUGAAGAAUAACCAGCAGUCAUGACAGGAUUAGUUAAACAGAAGGAGUAUGACUGGAAGGAUUCUAAUCUGGCCUUAUUUGGCUCAGACACUGAAAAGAAGGUCAAGAAGGACGCUGCAGAAACUGAACCUGCGUGGCAGAAAGCAGGGAGUCGUCCUGGGCUGAAAGUCUGGAGAAUUGUGAAAUUCGAAGUCAAAGAUUGGCCAGAGAAGGACUAUGGCAAGUUCUACAGUGGUGAUUCUUACAUCGUGUUAAACACGUACCAAGAGAAAGACAGCGAGGAGCUUUUAUAUGAUGUCCACUUUUGGAUUGGAAAGUACAGCACACAGGACGAGUACGGCACCGCAGCAUACAAAACAGUGGAGUUGGACACGUUCCUGGAUGACAAGCCUGUACAACACAGAGAGGUGCAAGGGCACGAGUCUUCGCUUUUUAAAAGCUACUUCAAGUCUAUAACCUUGAUGGAAGGCGGCGCCGACUCUGGCUUCAACCACGUGAAACCCGAGGAGUAUGUUCCACGUCUCUUCCACGUUAAGGGAACCAAAUCCGGCGUAAUAUGUAAAGAGAUUCCCAAGAAGAAAGAGGCCUUAUCAUCAGACGACGUCUUCAUCCUGGAUUGUGGAACUAUUAUCUACCAAUGGAAUGGAAAGAACUGCAACUGGAAUGAGAAGCUAAAGGCCUGUCAAGAGAUUGUGAAAAUGAGGGAAGAGAGGUCUGGGAAAGCUAUAAGAUCAGAAACCUUGGAUGAAGACGACAUUGAUGAAGAUGACGAGUUCCAUUCCUACUUCAAUGGAGAUAGCCAAGAAGUAAAUGAAAACGGUACCGAGGAACAACAGAAGGAAGAGAAACAAGAAAAGCAGCUAUACAGGUUAUCAGACAAUGGUGGUCAGUGCGAGUUCUCUCUGGAGAAGACCGGACGUAUUAACCGCACCGACUUUGAAAGCAAGGAUGUGUUUCUACUGGACACACAGAGCGAGCUCAUUGUUUGGAUCGGAAAGUCAGCAUCAAAAGACGAACAGAAGAACGCCAUGUCAUACGCACAUAUGUAUCUGCAGUCCAGUCCCCACCCGUUGAUCCCAGUUGCCUGCCUAAGAGAGGGGAUGAAAUCGCGUCAAUUCGAACUUGCCGUCCCAGCUUAAAGAGUACAAAUGACAUUCGGUUCUUGCCCCUUCGAUCGAAAUAGGAAGAGACAACUUGCAGAUAAAAGCUAUUACCAUUGCCUGCAAUGGCGACGUGAGAGUGGCGUGUACAGAAAUCAGUUUACAUUCAGACUGUAUAUACAUAUAUAAACUACAUGCAUAUAUACAUAAUGUCAUCGGGUAGCCGGUAUGUAUAAUUGUUAGUAUCUCUAAUAUGUGUUCUUUGAAGCUUUUGUUGUGAACAGACCAAACUUAGGUACUAUAAAUAUAUAUCUAAUCUAGAGGUGCUGCUAGCUACACUGUAAAUGGCAUAUCAUAUAUUCAUUAAGUGUUUCAAAGGGUUACACAUUCGUGUGAUUCCUGCCUAAUAGACGUGCGUCCCUAGACCACAUUUUGGUUCAAAUAUCAUAAUGGAAUCUAAACUAGUGUAUGUAGUGCCAGAUAGUCAGGACCUGAAUUAGAAUUAGUUUCAACGAUGUUUUUUGUGAAUAUGGUGGAUUUACGGUAUUAACGAGGUGUACACAGCGCAAUAGACCGGUUGCAGAUUAAGGGCUGAUGAUGUAUGAAAACUGAGGUGAAAAAUUAUUGAUAAAUUAACAUUAAUAAUGAUAUUCUCAUAAUCUCGCUUUGGUGUAGGUGAUAACCAGCUUCAAACAAUAAAAUAAAAACCUUAUAAUCAGAAAAUCUUCUGAUGUGAAUUAUACAUUGUGAUACUUUUAUUAUAAAGAUUGUUAAAUCGCAACGCUUCAUGCAUGCAUAACUCUCUAUGUUUUAGAUAAUCAUACUUUCAUUUCUCUGUGUCGGCUAUUCAUAAUGUGUUAAAGAGAACGAUGUCUGCAAAACAAAGCACAGGGGUAAUUAUUUAGUCUUCAUAUAUGUGUAUCUUAUAAAUAUUAUGGCUUAUAUACAAUGUCUCGCAAUUUUGCUUUGGUUAUAUUUAAAGUUGGAGUCAUAAAAUCUCCCAACGCUUUGACUGCAUUGCUCAAUGUGUAAAAACAGAUUUUUUUUAAAGUUUAGCAAAAACACUUAUUUUUAACAUUUUAUUUGAGUACAUGCAUGUAUUGCCAUGAUUGUCAGCUGAGCGUAUAAGGAUGGUUUGAGAUACAAACACAUAAGCACAAUUGGUAGGACAACCAUGUAUUGAUCCUUUUUUUUUCUUUUAGUAAAUUUUCUUAUUUUUAACUAUAGAUACGACUAUGCCUUUAUGUCAUUACAAUUUUACAUCAACUAGUAUCCAUCUACGGUAUUGUCAGUAUCGCAUAGCUCAAAAACAGGCACGAAUCUCUCGUUGAUUUUUUUUGUAAGUAGACGCAUCCAUAAUUUUGUAUAGCUUUAUAUAAAAAAUCUGUAAAUAAAAGGUGAUAACAUGUGACCAUGGUAAUGCGGAGAAGUUGUCUUUUUUUACAAAGUUAAGUUUGACAAAUAUGCUUAAUUAGUAAAACCUGUAUCGAUAUCCAAUGGAUUCUCAAUAGUAUACAUUGUUGAAUACAGCUGUUGUCCAAAGUAGAAACCACUGGCAAUGGAUAGGCAUGAACAAAAACCGAACAUAAAGUCUUUAUAUAAAGGUUUAAAAGAUUUCAUGUUAUAUAACUUUUAUCAGUUAGCAAUUUAUCCAUACAUGAUUAUCUGAGCUACAAUCUUUAUUUUUCCGUAUUGUUCUCAUAGACAGAAUUAUUUAGUAACCUUUAUCCGUAUAUCUUUUGCUUUCAUUGUUCGUAUAUACUACGACAGUGUAAUACAACGUUGACAUGUUAUACUGUAUUGAAAAUUUUGUUAAAAGUUACAACCGUCAGAAGUAUAUUCAUUUCAGCACAAACACAUUUGUAUCCCUGGUUAUAGAUCUUAUGAAGGUAUAGGUAAUAACCAGUUCUACCAGAGACAUGUAUACAUACAUACAUCUGGAUGACGUAGAGUCUCUCCUAUACAGAAACCAUAAUAAAUGGAAUAGGUUAUGUAUUGAUUGAUCCAAUGCAAUUGCUGUUAACAUCUGUCUGUUCAUUGUAACACGUUAUAUACUGUACCACAUGCAUAACUCUUGUGCAGUCGCAUUAUACAAGAAUAAAAAGUCUGUUUUUAAUAUACAAAA